Ostrea edulis (European flat oyster) is the source of this 4997-nucleotide messenger RNA. RefSeq names its product rhotekin-like. The transcript has 13 exons. Lineage: Eukaryota; Metazoa; Mollusca; Bivalvia; Ostreida; Ostreidae. The record is from RefSeq and is a predicted model, not a curated record. Gene Ontology annotation, cellular component: actomyosin contractile ring. The coding region runs from base 2131 to 3942 and encodes 603 amino acids. Gene Ontology annotation, biological process: mitotic cytokinesis; actomyosin contractile ring assembly; septin ring organization.
AGCCCUUCAUCAGUCUUGGUGACGUUUCCAUAAAAGUGAAAAACUCGAGAGAGGGACGUUAAACAAGAUACAAUCAAUCUAUAUUUUGUCACAGGAAUUAAGUCCUCAAGUUUCAAAUAUAUAGUUUAUGUUCCAUGCAUUGUCUAUUGACCUGUUUACUGCAUAAUGAAAUGAUUAUAUGGUUAACGUUAUUAAAUAAAUAAUUAUAAAAAUUUCAAAAAUUGAAUUGUAUCCAGUACUAUAAGGAAAUGAUGUAUAAAAACAUUUUAUCUGAACUUCUUCACCAGUAUCACGAGUUAACUUUCUUCCAAUAUGUUGGAGAGACCAGUAAUUAUUGAUAUUUGCUUUGUAACCCUUAAUUGGCCUAAUUAUGGAGUGCCAAAUUAACAUGAACUGAAAUACAGAAGAUUUGAUGGAUUCUAAAUAGAUAUCUUCAGUUAUUUGAAGAUAUCAUUUAAUUCAUUUGAUGCGCACAGCAAUUCAAUAUUAGAGAUCUCUUCAAAUAAUAAACAAUAUCUUCAAUUCUGAAAGUCUAUGUGCAUUAAUUAAAUUAUUGAUAAUACAUGUAUCAUUAAUCGAUCAUUCUGUUGAACUACAAUUACUGAAGAGAGCAAUAAUUAAUUAAUUAAUGCAUGCAUGCAUCAAUUAAUGCUGGUAAUGCAUGAUUGAAUUAUUGCUCUCUAAUUCAACUGAAUAGUUUAGUGUGCAUCAAUUGAAUUAUUGCUCAUCUCUUCAACUGAAUUAAUGAGAUAAUUUAAUUCAAUUGAUGCACACAAGACUUCUUUUAGAGAGAGAAACUAUAUAUAAUACAAUAUAUCCACAAUUCAAUUAAUGAUCUUUCUAAUUUAAUUGUUACUUUCUUGAAAAGAAUUGGUGUGUGCAUUCAUUCCUUAUGCAAAAGCAUUGUAAAUAUAUAUAAUUAAAGAUAUCUUCUCAGUUGAAUUAUAGAGAACAUCAUUUAUAUCAAGCUCCAAAUUAAAUUUGCAAGCAUUGCUCUCAUCAAUUAAAUUAAUGUGCAUCAAAUGAAGUAUUGUUCCCAUCAAUUGAAAAUUGAUGAGCGCAUUGAUUCAAUUGAUGAAAGCAACGACUGAAUCAAUAUGUGCAAUAACUGAACUAAUGAUAUCUUCAAAUAAAAAAACUUAUAGAUAUCUUGAAAAUCAUCAUAUGAUGCUCCAUUAUAUUCAGGCUUCACUGAAAACUCUCUGUAAAUAUUAAAGUCAUAUAUAUAGGUCUAACCUGCAUCUGAUUCAGAACCCAUAUUUUCUGAUGUACACAUCAGCUCUAUAGAUGUUUGAAACAGAUCGAGUCCUUUUUUUUUUUUUUUGCAUGAAACACAAGUUAAUAAUACUGAACCUCCAGUGCUGAGGUCACCAUACUAAGAGUUUAAUUGUUAAUCAUGCACACCAUGUCAAUUAACAUUUCAAAAUCAAAAUGGUUAUCAGAAAAGUAAUUGAUAUCAAAAUUGCAUAGAGUUCAUAUUAAUCAUGAAGUGAAAAAAAAAUUAAUUAUGUAAAUACUAUAAUUCAAAAAAAAAACAACAAAACACCUGUGAAUGUAUAACUUUUAUAAUUUCCUCCACAAUUUCAUUAAGAAAACCCGACAUGAAGUGAAAAGAAAAAUAAUAAUGUAAAUUUAUACUAGCUAUAAUUUAAAAAAAAAAAAAUUAACUGUGCUUGAAUGUAUAACUUUUAUAAUUUCUUCCUUUCAUAAAGAAAAUCCGAGAACAAUCAAGACAUACCGUAAACAAGAUCUUUAAAUUCAGAUAAAAUUUACAAUUUUAGAUCAAAGAGCAAAUCUGAGGUUACAAUUUUUUUAAUGGCCAUUAAGAUUAGGGAAACCUGUGAACAUUAAAAUUUGCUUUAGAGAAGAUUAACUCUUUGAAGAAAUUAAAUGGUAUCAAAAUGACAUUAAUCAAACAAAAAUAUAGUUGAUAAGUCAAUCAUUAAAAUACAUUAAAAUAGAGUAUUAUUUCCCCCCUCUACAGCAGCCAUUUAUAAAGGUAAUACUGAACUUUCUCGUAAAUUAUCCUCUUAUUUACAGAGUUACGUUUCCUUUGAUAUAGUCCUUGCACCUCCAUAGAUGGCGCUAGUUGUUUAUUUUCAAUUUUAGUAAGUCUUCGCCAACGAGAAAAUGGAUACGCCGACACGCAAACGUAAGCGCGAAAUUCAAGAGGUGGGGAACGAUGAAUACAGUUUUGUGUUUGGAACUUGUGGUCUUAGUUUGAAGAGAAGGAAGAAAACGUUAAAAUCGACAUUGCCAUUUCCCAAAAGUACCAAACAACUUCCGAAACUCCCAGCUCGGUUUCAUCACCACGAUGCUCAGAUUGAUGUUGAAGACACUGAAAAUGUUUCUCCCGAAAACACAUUAUGGAGGCCACCAACAACUAUUGAUAAAUCAGUGUUUACCCCCCAACCUCUGCAAAGAAAUGACUCUGUUCGACACACUCUGCAGAGACGCGUGUCAAUGAAGGUAUUGAGGAAAAAGAUGAAGAAAUUCCAGGAUUACUCUCUACCAUACGACUCGAACUUUCAAUAUCUGAACCACCUAACCCUGGCCUACAAGAGCAGAUGUAGAACUUGCUCAGAUGACGGGGAUCAUGAUCUUCAGCAGAAGAUUGAUCAUGAAAUCAAGAUGCGGGAGGGGACCGCAAAACUGCUAGCGGCAUCCAAACACCCUGCCCAGAUGUUGGAGGCCGCGAAAAAUCUCCUCACAUCCAACACCCGUAUAAUGACAUACAUGUCGGAACUUCAGCGCCGCAAAACGGCAGAAGUACUCGGCAAAAAUACGUCAACUAUCGGGAACCAGUUACCAUGUAAAGCGAAAGUCAGCAUAUCUGAUAUCCGCAUUCCAUUGAUGUGGAAGGAUACCGACCAUUUCAAGAACAAGGGAGAUUACAGGCGUUAUGCUGUUUUCUGCUUGUUGAAGAUCGGGACGGAUAUUUUCGAGACGUCUAUGUUGAGCAAUGUGGAUCGCAGUAUGACAGAUCUGACUUUCGAUGAUAUUAUGGUUUUCAAUAAUGUCCCUCAUGAUUUCACGUGUCGAUUUGAGGUGUAUUGUCACAAACUGCAUGAGGAUCUAACUAUUGCUAGCACACCCAAGAAGCUUCGUAAGAAGAUCAACGAUUUGUCAGGGUCUGUCGGGCGCAGUGUGGGGAAACGCCUGUCCGGACUGAAUGACUCGGACAUCAUAGGAAAUAUGGUUCUAGGCCCCCGUUUCGAACUAAUGGCCAGUGGUACUCUAGAACUGAAAGAUAUCGGUGAUUCCAUUGGAAAUUUUGACCUCCAGUUGACCUCUGGUGCUGAUGUCACGACCUGUGAACUUCCAUUGUUUGGUGUGUUUUGUCUGAGACUGGCUUGUCAACCAGAGUGUCUGGUGGAGCCGGUUGUCUCGGGUUACCUCAACUUAGUGGAGGAGGAGAAAGUAAAGCCCUAUUGGUGUGUGUUAAAGAACCUCGCCCUCUCCUGCUGGUCCUCCAAAGAUGACAUGGAGGUCACGGAACCUCUGCUAGAAAUUCCUGUAACUAAGAAUACUCAGAUAAGUGAUUCGGAUCCCAGUAAAAGCUUAGAAACAGAGCACACAUUUCACAUCAUGACAAAACUGAGUGGGAACUCAUUGGAAUAUACAUUGGCAGCUGGAUCCAAAGAUGAACUGGGCAUGUGGUGGGAUGGUCUGCAGCAACAUUUGCUAGACCAAGCUCUCUGGAAGCAUGCCUGUGAUUUUCUCAUGGAGAUUAGAUCUCCAUCACCUCGCAAAAAACCAGCCUUCUUACGGAAAUCUUCCAUUUAUGAUGAUACUCCUCUAGCAGGCAAAGCCACGUCACGGCCCAGCAGCGUGGUGGGUGAACUACAGAAGGAGGAUGACCAGCUUAGUCAGAUGUUGAAUACCCUAAUGGGGGAGGCUAAGCAAAUCAGGGGAGAUAAACCUUACACCACAACAGUAUAGGGAACAAGAGUUACCUCUCUUUGACCAGAAACCCAUUCCUUACAGCCUACCAUGUUUGUGUUCAGCUGGAGAAGGUUUUGAUGAAGUGCUCUACAGAAUCAAAUAACCAGAACAAAUACUCUGUCCUGAAGUGCAAUCCAUUUCCUGCAGAGAAGAAGUUGUGACUGCAUACCCUAGUGCUAAUGUGUUAACAGUAUUUGAUAUGCAUAUUUCUGUCAACUGUGUGAGAGUGAAUGAAAGGAUAUUGUUAAGUGUUUGAAAUCGUGCAGAAAGGUGUGUUAUGAACUUAGUUAUCACUACGCUUUGGACCAAAGAAAUUUCAGUUGUAGAGUGGCAUUCCUUGUGAUCGUGUUAUUUGGUUUUUCUUGGUAGCGAUGUAAAUAACAGCACAUGGACUAGUCAGAUAACCGAAGUAAGGCAGCUUACCUCAUUUUUCUGUCAAAACUCGGAACACAGGAAUUUAAAAAGGAAACCUUUUUUUUUUUUUUUUUUUUUUUUUGGAAAAAUACAUCUGCAAAAAAAUUUGAUUUUUAACUGGAAAUCUUAACUGUCUUGGGUACAGAGUGUUUGUUUUAUAUCACCCAUUUACGUCUUUUUAGAACUAUUUUUCAAAACAUACAUAAAACAUUCAACUGCUUUUGGUUUUAGUGUACCAGUUUUAGACAGAUGUAAUUGUUUUAUUUGAUAUUUUUUGUGAAAUGCGAUGUAUUUAUAUUCUGGAUUGAACACCAGUCUGCGGUAAUAAGUUGUGACCUGCUGAUCCCAGGGGUCAGUGGCGUAGUGACCUGCUGACCUUAGGGGUCAGUGGUGUAGUAAUUCUCAGGUGUCCUGCCUUAGCCAUUUUGCAUUUGUCAUACUUUUGUUUACAUAUAACAACUGCAUUAUGAUUUACUUUGUGAAAUGCUUAUCUCUCUUCCUAAAUCUUUAUCUGGGAUCUUCCACUAUCUUCAUAUCUUCCAUUUUGUUGAAAAUAACCCAUUUUGAUUAAUUUAAUGUUCUAUGGACUAAAUAUAUAUAAUACCAACCAUAAAAUAAAAACAUUUAAAAAGUGUAAA